This is a messenger RNA of Cyprinodon tularosa, 1530 nucleotides long. It is a transcript of the gene sting1, whose product is annotated as stimulator of interferon response cGAMP interactor 1. The record is from RefSeq and is a predicted model, not a curated record. Gene Ontology annotation, molecular function: 2',3'-cyclic GMP-AMP binding; cyclic-di-GMP binding. Lineage: Eukaryota; Metazoa; Chordata; Actinopteri; Cyprinodontiformes; Cyprinodontidae. Gene Ontology annotation, biological process: positive regulation of type I interferon production; positive regulation of macroautophagy; activation of innate immune response. The transcript has 6 exons. Gene Ontology annotation, cellular component: autophagosome; endoplasmic reticulum membrane. Bases 1 to 1188 code for a protein of 395 amino acids.
AUGCUUUGCCUUCGAGAUGAGGCCGUGCUCAUCCCCCAGCCUCGUGGGAGUUUACCAAAAGUUUGUGCUGGAUUGCUGGCUGCCAUAGCAACAGGGGUAUUGCUGUUUACAUCGCCUGAGAGGAUAAUUAACCUGGUAGCUUUGGCCUCUCUGAUUGUGACUCUGGGGCCUCUGCUAUCUGGACUCUGUCUGCUGGCUGAAGAGGUGCUGCACCAUUCAAGCACAAGGUAUCGAGGCAGAUCGCUGCUCGGCCACAUUAUGCCAGCCUGUGGGUUGGGGGGUAAGACUCUGCUGGCGGCAGCAAUGGCCUGCCUCCUACUGUACGCCACCAAACACUCUCUGCACCACAAAGACCAACAUUGGGAGCUUGUUGUUCUCGUUCCUGCUGUUUACACACUAUUGAAAAGUCUGGCAGUCCUGGGUCUGUCUGAGGUGGAGGUGUCAGUCAUCUGUGAGGAGAGGAAGAUGAACGUGGCCCACGGCCUGGCCUGGUCCUUCUACUUUGGCUACCUGCAGCUGGUUCUCCCGAGUUUGGAAGCGUCCAUCGAUUCAUUUCGUGCCUCUCACCAAGGCAGCUUCCAGAGCCGUGGCUCCCAGAAACUCAUCGUCCUCAUUCCUAUCAACGCCAACAUAUCGCACAAGCUGGAGGACGAAGACAGUAACAUCAAAUUCUACGACAGCCUCCCAAACAGCCAGAUGGACAUGGCAGGAAUCCGGGGCCGGGUCUACAAGCACAGCGUGUACAGAGUGCAGGACGAGCAUGGGAAGACCCACGAGUGUCCAGUGGAGUACGCAACGCCCCUGCUGACAUUGUACCGCAUGUCCCAGGACAGAAACGCAGGUUUUGGGGAGCCUGAACGCAGACAGCAGGUUCUGCUCUUCUACAGGACCCUGCAGGACAUCCUGGAGCAGUCACUGGAGUGCCGCAACCGCUACAGGCUCAUCCUGCUCAAUGAUGAGCACGAGGAGGACCCUCACUUCCUGUCCAAAACCAUCCUGAAACAUCUGGAGCAGCAGAAUAAAGAGGAGUUCUGCCUCAGCUCGGCUCCGCAGCAGGAGACCAAUAAGGUCGCACAGAUGGAAGACUGGCACAACCCGGACCCAAUGAGCCGAGAGCCCACCCUGAUGAUCAGCCUGGAGAGGCCGCAGCCUCUCAGGGGACCUGUUGAGAACUCGGACAUCAGCUAAAACAGCAUCAGAAUCUUCAAAAGAAGGGGGGAGCACACCUCAACCUUUCAUACGAUGGAGAUACUUGGGGGGUUUGGGGUUGAAGCGAGACUUUGCUGUCAACAGGCAUUCAAUUGACUCAGAUCUUUAUGGUUCUAACUGGCAGUUAUGACAAGUACCGUACACAGUCUUUGUCACAUAUGGUUAAAAAAAACAUAUCAAUUCUACUGUAUAAAAAAGGUGCUUCUGAAAGCAGUUUUUUCUCUAUUUUAAUUGUUAGUAUAAUAACCAUAAAGUGAAAACAAAAACUGUACAUCAGCAUACUAACAUUAAAAUGGAAAAAGAAUCUGUGCUUCUUUUCAG